AUGUGCUUCAGCCCUCGAAUCUGCCCAUGUGUGUGGUGUCAGGAGGAAAGCUUCAGACCUUCUAUCCCUGUGUCCUCGCGGCCGAGGUAUCUCGUUUAUUGUUUCACCCAGACGCUCGCGUCGACCUUCGCCGUAAGCCUCGCUGCGCGUGAGGAAGUGCUGCGGCCGAAGGUUCUCUGGGGAAGAGGAAGCGAAGCCCAGCUACAAGCUGCAGGAGAAGGCGACGAGGCCGUGAAGCUCUGGAGCCCAGGGCCGGCGAAGCUGAAGUCCUCCUCAGCGAAGCGCGCGCUGAAGAACCUGCAGUAUGAUCCCCUGCUCGUCCUCUUCGACGACACAGUCAAGGAGGAGUUCCGAAUACUGGCCGCCCUGAAACAACAGCAAGAGCAAUCAGACACAGCCCGCGUGAGCCCGCCUGGGGCGCUUAGCGAGGCGUUUGGCCUUGCAUCUUUGCGCAGGCGCAUUUUGCAGGUGAAGCGACAGGAGCUGUUCCGAACUGCGGCGGAACUGUUGUACCUGAUGGUGGCCAGCAUGUUCAAGUACCUCGAGGUGCCACUGAUGCCUCCUCUUAUCGGCGGUGGCAUGGUCAAGCUCGACAUGAGUGGAGAGCAACUGAAGGGCUUGACGGAGAUCUACUCGAUGGAAGCGUUGGAAAUGGUGCGAGAUCACCUCUUCAAGAUUAUCGAUGUGCAGGCUCCCGAUCGGGGUGCGAAUGCUCCGGCUCUCCGAAUCUCUCUCUACCAGGCAAGCCAAGUGUACGCCAUGUCUGCGUUGUUCGGCUACUUCUUGCGGCAAGCCGACAUUCGCUAUCAGCUUGACAAGCUCGUGUCAUUGGGAUCCAAAGAUGUUCCCCCAGAAGCGAGCCAGCAUGAAGGCCGCAAGAAGCACCGGCGGCCAGUUCCACGGUGGAUGGAGCUCCAGUGGGUGCAGAGCGAGACGCAGUCGGAUGUCUCCUUGAAGGACUACAUCGAGCGCUUCGGCCCUGCAGAGCUCCGCCAGAUCAGGACCGUCGCCUCCGCAGAAGCACGGUACACGCUGGAAAUCCAGAUUGGAGCGCUUUUCGGCAAUCUUCGUGAUCUGAAGAGUCGGCUCAUGAAAGCCAUCGAGGGGGCCCGCAACGACGAAGAGGCAACAGAGUUGCUCCAGGAGGCUGUGAUGUCGGGCAAGAUCCAGUCCAUCAGCGUCAGCUACGACAGCCUGCGGCGGCUAAUCCUCGAAGCUGUGUCUUUCGGCUCGGCCCUCUUCGAUGCGGAGACCGAAGUCGCCGGUGUCUAUUCCUUGACGCCCACAGCUCGGCGGCGCCCUCAAAGCUUCGAAGACUUCGAGUGA
Symbiodinium sp. CCMP2592 is the source of this 1326-nucleotide messenger RNA. The record is from the annotation of a GenBank genome assembly. Lineage: Eukaryota; Dinophyceae; Suessiales; Symbiodiniaceae.